Molecule: messenger RNA, 1380 nt
Organism: Durusdinium trenchii
Lineage: Eukaryota; Dinophyceae; Suessiales; Symbiodiniaceae
Source: the annotation of a GenBank genome assembly
CAGCGGUCCGAGUAGGAACAGCGACGCAAGCCGCUCCGACCCGCGAUAGUUGUCCCUGCGCUUUCGCAACGAAGACCCAUCAGGUGCGUCCCUCGUUCCAUGGAUGGCCCGGGCCGCUCAGCGCGGCCGCUCCAGGCGACACGUGACGGAUUCCAGCCAUGCCUCAUGGACACCGGGGCACCCGUGCCCAUGCCACAUUGGGAAAGGAACCUCGUCAUCGUGGCUCUGGUGGUGCACGUCAUGGACGUGGGCCUGGACUUGUGUGUGGCGGCCUUGUUCGUGGCCCACGCCGAGUGGGUCUUCUUCCUAGGUGCAGCCGGAGUCAUCUUCUGGGCGUGGUUGGUCUCCAGCCUCUACAUCUCCUUCGGCGGCGGCGCGCCCACCGGCGACAUCGACACCGAUGGCCUCUCCGAGCGGCCGAGCUUCCUGCUGAACUUCGCGCAGGUCCAGAUCUUCGCCGAGGCCUACCGGUGUAUCUUCUACAGCGGUGACACUGACUACUUCCACACCCUGAGGCUCAUGGAGGCGAUCCUGGAGUCGGCGCCCAACUCCUUGGUGCAGCUCUAUGCCCUGGUGAUCUGGGCGAUCCCCGGAGGCAUUGAACUGGAACAUGCAGCAAGCCUUCUGAGAAUCUCUGUGCUUUGUUCCUUCGUCUCCGUCGGCCUGGGCCUGGCGAUGUGGGAGCAGAAAGUUCAGUUUCGGACUUCCUCCGGGUACGUGGCAGCCGUCGCCAUCAUGAGGGCCUUUGAGAUCGCCGCACGGAGCGCCACGCUCGCGGUCUUCUCAGGUUUGACCCACCCGUAUGGCUUCUUUUGGUCCCUAGCCGCAGACUACUGCAUCAUGCUCUUCUUAAUCGUGCGGCACCAGUCUGUGCAGUUCACCUAUGGCUUGUUCGUGGCGUUGCCCUUGGUGCUGGUGAGCUUGGAACCUUUAGUUUGGCGAAGGGAAGAUCAUGCGGUGCCCAAGGACUCCUACUACUUGGUGCGAGUGGCGGAGUUCGUAGUGAUGUGGAUGGUGAUCAUCCACAAGCAGGGACAACAGACCAGCAGCGCCGCAGAGAGCUCGGUGCUGGGCUGCGAGGUGUUGGCCUUGUUUAGCAUGCUGGGGCUUUUUAUCACUCUUCCCUUUGUGUGGCGCGUGGCGCGGCAACAUGAGCUUUGCCGGGACGUCGCUGACUGGGCGGAGGAAGCCUCCAAAGAAGCCAUGAACGACGAUGCGCUCUACUCGGAGUCGGACGGCAGUUCGGGCGACUUCGACCGCCACGGCGACCGCGACUUCGAUGAGCUGCCGCCUGAAUGAGACGCGCGGUGAGGGAGACGUGGUGAGUGACGGGUCGGAAGAUCAGAGGAACUCAGUCAGCAUCCUUGCAGUAACAAGUGC